Molecule: messenger RNA, 348 nt
Organism: Ambispora gerdemannii
Lineage: Eukaryota; Fungi; Glomeromycota; Glomeromycetes; Archaeosporales; Ambisporaceae
Source: the annotation of a GenBank genome assembly
AUGACAUCUGAGAUUUAUUUGCUAAACCAACAGAUUGUUGAACUUAGGGCUGAGAAUGCUUCGUUCAUGGGCGAAAAUUCUGUGCUCUCAGGUGAGAACGCCAAGGUUAAGACUGAGAAUGCCGAGGUUAAGACUGAGAAUGCGAAGCUAAGACGGGCUAUGGAAGAGAAUACUGCCAGACCCGCAAAACUAGAGCAGAGCGAUAAAGAAAAAGCGGAGCUCAUCGCAAAACUAAAUUGUGAUAUCGAGGAAUCAGGCAGGACCAGAUUGCUAUUAAUGCACAGAGUGUACUUUCUACUAAAGAUGUUUCGGCGCAAACCAACACAUCCAUGCCGAAAUCUCUCAUAG